AUGGGCAGUUGGGCUGCAUUGUUUGAAUUUAUUGCUUCAGGAAGCAUUUUUGCAGAUAAUGAAGAGGAUGGACGACCCCAGUCCAAAGGCAUAGGCAGAAGUGAUCAGAGAGAGACAGGAUGGGAAAGGGAUGGUGAGCCCAAGGAUGUCAAUCAUAUUUGUAAAGAGAACAAGUUCAAAAAUCCAAGUUCUCAAGAAGUUUGUUCUGGCAAUAAAAGAGAAAAUGAAGGAAGUAGAUCACCAGGUUACAGAAAAGAUGAUAAUCGAAUUUCACAUAUAGCAGCUGUAAUCUGUGAUAUUUUUGGGGAAUUUGACGAUGAAGAACAAGCAGAGUAUACAGUUCAGAAUCAGAGUGAAGAUAAGGAAAAGAAGGCUCUUGUGGAUGAGAGGAGAGAUUUUUGGAAAAAUUCGAGGCCUGAGGAUAUUGUACCUGAUGGGGCGCAAUAUAAGCCUGAAGAAGAAUAUACUGAGGUUGAACAGGAAAAAAAGGAUGGCUUGUCACCAGUGUUGGAGAUUCCUGUUCAUCAUCCACUGGCUGAUCCCUCUAAGGUUUGUCUCAUCUCUUAUUUUCUAGAGUUCUAA
Fraxinus pennsylvanica is the source of this 582-nucleotide messenger RNA. Lineage: Eukaryota; Viridiplantae; Streptophyta; Magnoliopsida; Lamiales; Oleaceae. The record is from the annotation of a GenBank genome assembly.